UUCAGAGGCAGCUCUGACCUCCACGUGCUCAAGGAGGAACUUCAUUUCUGCCCCUCGAUUUCUUGGGAACACCCAUUAGCAGACAGGUCCUGCUCUCAUCACAAAGGGAAACUUAAGGCCUGCUCUUCAGACUCCCACAUCCUCUCUGAAGUGCCACAGAGCUAACUGCCCCAGCUCAAAGUAGCCAGACAGUUGGAUAGCCUGAGAGGAAUCCAGCUCCUUGCAGGCCAGCCAUGGAACUGCUCUGGAUGCCCCUGCUGGUGGUGGCUGCUUGCCUUGCUCAGGUCCUUUGCUCACCAGGGAUAGAUACAGGCCUCAACAUUUCCCGGCCUGUGCACAUCCUGGAAGAUCAUAACUUAAUGGUGUUGACUCCUGCAGGCCUGGCGCAGACACUGAAUGAGACCCGCUUCCUAAUGGUGAUUUUCCACAACCCAUCCUCGAAGCAGUCCCGGAAGCUGGCUGAAGAGCUGGGCAGAGCCGCGGAGAUCAUCGGCAAGGGCAAGAAUGGUUUGGGCUUUGGCAAAGUGGACAUCACCGUGGAGACGGAGCUUAAGCAGGAGUUUAACAUCAAGCAGGCCCCGGAGUUGAAGCUGUUUUUCGAGGGGAACAGGUCCGAUCCCAUCAAUUGCAAAGACGUGGUUGAAUCUACAGCUUUGGUUGUUUGGUUGAGAAGACAGGUUCUCCACAAAACACGUCUGUUCAACAACAGUGAGGAAGUGGCAAAUUUCGUGAAAUCCAGGCCCUUGGUCAUCAUUGGCUUCUUCCAGGAUUUAGAGGAAGAAGUGGCAGAAUUGUUUUAUAACAUGAUCAAGGACUUCCCAGAGCUAACAUUUGGAAUGGUAGAAAUCAAAAAUGACUUCGGGCGCUUCCAUGUGAUCCUUGACAGCGUCCUGGUGUUUAAAAAGGGAAAAGUUGUGAGACGUCAAGAGCUUAUUAAUGACAGUACCAACAAAGAUUUUCUCAAUCAAAUUGUAAAACAACAGCUUACAGAUUUUGUGAUUGAAUACAACCCUGAGAAUAGGGAUCUGAUUUAUGAACUGAGCAUCUUGAAUCAUAUGUUGCUCUUUAUCUCCAAAAACUCAGAGCCAUACAGCAUCAUAAUCCGGCAUUACAGAAAGGUUUCAAAGGAAUUCCAGAACAAGAUUCUUUUCAUCCUUGUGAAUGCGGAUGAACCCAAAAACAAACGCGUCUUUGAGUAUUUCCAGAUCCCAACAGUCAAUGUCCCGUCUGUUCAAAUCUUGAACUUGAGCUCUGAUGCCAGGUACAAAAUGCCCACAGAUGACAUAACCUUUGAAAACCUCAAGAAAUUCUGCCAGAACUACCUCAGUAAAACUGCCAAGAAACACAAAUCCAGUGAAGAGAUUCCAAAAUAUUGGGACCAAGGGCCAGUAAAGCAGCUUGUGGGGAAGAACUUCAAUGUGGUUGUCUUUGAUAAGGAGAAGGACGUGUUUGUGAUGUUCUAUGCACCUUGGUCUGAGAAGUGCAAGGCACUGUUGCCACUUCUGGAAGAGUUGGGUAUGAAGUAUCAAAACCACUCCACGGUCCUUAUCGCCAAGAUUGACAUAACAGCAAAUGACAUUCAGCUGGAGAACCCAGAUCAGUACCCAUUCUUCAGGCUUUUCCCUACUGACUCACAAGAGGCUGUACUGUAUAAAGGAGAACACAGCAUGAAGGGAUUUUGUGACUUCCUGGAGCGCCAUGUCAAGAUUAGGGUUGAAGAAGAGGAUGAGCUAUUGUCCAUUGAGCAAAACGAAGUGAUUGAGGAAGAAGUGAUAGCUGAGCCAGAGACUCAGCUCACAGAGAAGUUGCCUGAGCAGCCAUUGCUCAAGCUGGAGGAUGCAGCCAUAGAAGACAGGCAAGCGAAAGAGUCAUCUGUGCUGGGGAGCAUAAGCGAGCCCACAGAGCCAGUGAGAAGGACGGAAACAGUUGAGGAGGAGGAGGAGGAAGAGGAGGUGGCUCAGCGGAAGCAACCACCUCAACCAGGGAGGAAACCGGAAGUCAAAGAAGAACUUUAGCUUCUCAGAAGCCAGAAAAGAAGGAGCCUAAUUCCAGUUCCUGACAUCAGUUUCUGAGCGAAUCUACUCUGACAAUGCCAUAUAUCAUGUGGU
Messenger RNA from Mesocricetus auratus (golden hamster), 2108 nucleotides. It is a transcript of the gene Pdilt, whose product is annotated as protein disulfide isomerase like, testis expressed. Bases 234 to 2015 code for a protein of 593 amino acids. Gene Ontology annotation, biological process: protein folding. NCBI's taxonomy places the organism in Eukaryota, Metazoa, Chordata, Mammalia, Rodentia, Cricetidae. Gene Ontology annotation, cellular component: endoplasmic reticulum. The record is from RefSeq and is a predicted model, not a curated record. The transcript has 12 exons.